AUGUCUUCUCCAUGGACUUUCGUGGCAUGGGGAAUGGAUGUGAUUGGACCGAUAGAACCAAAAGCAUCGAAUGGUCACAUGUUCAUCUUGGUGGCCAUUGAUUAUUUUACAAAGCGGGUGGAAGCAGUAACUUUCAAGUCGGUAACCAAGAAGGUCGUGGUGGAUUUCAUCCAUUUCAACAUCAUAUGUCGGUUUGGUAUUCCAAAGGUGAUUAUCACUGAUAACGCCGCAAAUGUCAAUAGCCACUUAAUGCAAGAGUUGCCUUUUGCUUUGUUGGGUUAUCGCACUACAGUCCGUACGAUAGUGGGCGCUACCCCAUAUUCACUAGUAUACGGGACUGAGGCAGUUAUACCUGCAGAGUUUGAGAUCCCAUCUUUACGAAUUGUUGUGGAGGCUGAAAUUGAUGAUGAUGAGUGGAUCAAAACUCGAUACAACAAAAAGGUGCGUCCCAGACAUUUUGAAGAGGGUCAAUUAGUGUUGAGACGCAUUUUGCCACAUCAUGCCAAAACCAAAGGCAAAUUUUCUCCGAAUUGGAAAGGACUAUUCGUUGUUAAAAGGGUAUUACCCAAUGGUGCUCUUUACUUAGCAGAUAUAGAAGGCAAAGUGAAAGAAACGCUCGUCAAUGCUGAUGCUGUGAAAAGAUAUUACAUAUGA
Molecule: messenger RNA, 654 nt
Organism: Solanum pennellii
Lineage: Eukaryota; Viridiplantae; Streptophyta; Magnoliopsida; Solanales; Solanaceae
Exons: 3
Coding region: 1-654 (217 amino acids)
Biological process (GO): DNA integration
Molecular function (GO): nucleic acid binding
Source: RefSeq, a predicted model, not a curated record